This is a messenger RNA of Colletotrichum graminicola M1.001, 1938 nucleotides long. RefSeq names its product fungal specific transcription factor domain-containing protein. The transcript is spliced from 5 exons. The coding region runs from base 1 to 1938 and encodes 645 amino acids. Gene Ontology annotation, molecular function: DNA binding; zinc ion binding; DNA-binding transcription factor activity, RNA polymerase II-specific. NCBI's taxonomy places the organism in Eukaryota, Fungi, Ascomycota, Sordariomycetes, Glomerellales, Glomerellaceae. The record is from RefSeq and is a predicted model, not a curated record. Gene Ontology annotation, biological process: DNA-templated transcription; regulation of DNA-templated transcription.
AUGAGGAAGAGAGCGUGCGAUUCCUGUCACAGGAGGAAGAUACAAUGCGAUGGAGCCGUUCCUCAAUGUAACUGGUGCAAACACCACAGUAUGACCUGCACCUUUCAUCGGGCCACCAAGGUGAAGAAGCGCGUAGCCGCAGCAAGGGCCGGGUCUGAGAAAGAUCUGGUUGCUCGUCUCAACCGCAUCGAACAAGCUCUCCAUGCGACUCGACGGAGCCAGGACGCAGGGCAGGGGCAAGAUGGCCAGACGUCAUCAGCAGCGCCCUUGUCCGACGGGACCGACCCACCAGCCAUUAACGGUACCCCGGAAACAAGACGAGGCCGAGCCUAUGACUCAUCUGUCCGGGCUUCCGGCGCAACCGCAGGGAAGAUGCACUUUGCCGGGUUUUACUUGGGAGACAUUGGCUCUCACAAUGGUAUCCCCUUCUUCUCUCAAGAUGGCCAGGACUGGAUUCGAUCCAGGGCCGGCGAGGAUGCUUCCUUCCAAGCUCUAUUUGCCAUGGGACCGCUCUGGCAUACCCAACACUCGGUUCCCAUCUUUCUCGAUUUUCCGCAGCAGAACUCAGGAGGGGGGCUGCCUGACAGAGCUGUCGUGGAGGAGUUCCUGGCCCAUUUCCGAACGUCCCAUUUCUGCUUGACGUUCCCACUCAUUGACCAUGUCCUUUUCCUCGACACCAUCGACCUAGCAUAUCAGCCUCCCCAGGGUGCGUCGACACUCGAAGUCGUGACGGCCAAGGCUUGCGUGUUCGCCUUCUUGGCUAUCGUCUCUCUGUUCCAAUCGGAAUGGGAGUCAACACCCGAGAUAGAUGGAGAGGCAUGUGUCGCCGCAGCACGGAGCUUGAUGGCGAUCUUCAUGCAAGACCCCAACAUUGACGCCCUUCAAACACUCUUCAUGCUGACUUUGUUCCACAUGUUCUGUGGCCACCUGCAACAAGGGUCCAUGUUCCAUUCGGCCACAUGCCGAAUCUUGUUCAUGCUUGGAGCACACCUUGAGCAAGGCAAAAGCCACGCCCCGGGCCAGUCAUCCAAGGCCGACCGCGACGGGAGUUGGCGCGUAAGAAACCAGGCCAGAAGGAUUUUUUGGUUGGCGUACAAACUCGACAAGGAUAUUUCUCUCCGGACUGGCCAGCCUCCCUGUAUUGACGACGAGCACUGCGACCUGACGCUACCACCUGCAGAUUGGUGGACGCGAAGUUCCGAUGACCGAGACGGAGCCUCCCCAUCGUUCCUUGACGAAUCGACCAUCACGUCAGCCCUCCAACCAGAUUCUCUGCAGCUGACAAUUAUCAAGUCCAAGACCUGCAGGACGCUGUACUCGAUCUCGGCCCUGAAAAAGGGCGAUGCCGAAUUGCUUAGGGACAUCCGCGAGCUAGACGACGAGCUUGAAAGUUGGCGGAUGUCUGUGCCGUCAUCUUAUCGACCGACAUUGACGUUUCCUCGAGGAAAAGUAGUUGUUCGGAAUGGUCGGCUCGGCAUGGAAGAGAUCAUUCUUCAUUUCGAGUAUCAUUACCUGAUGGCCAUGAUCCACCGAGCAAGCGGAAGAUGUCGUUGUUGGGCCAGCGGCGAAAGCAGCGGCUUGGAAGGAGUAAGCUCGAGCCAAGCACUGUCGGUGCAAGCGAGCCGAUCGACGCUGCACUUUCUCCGAGCAGCAAUCCAUGGCGUGGAGCAGGUGGCAUUCUGGUUGAUGGUGUUUUACCCAAUGUCGGCGAUACUGGAGAUAUUCUGCAAUUUGCUCCUGCACCCUCUACACCCACAGUCAGAGGAGGACCUUGAACUUCUAAAGUCCGUCCCGGUGCUCGUUGAAGGGCUGCGGACACGCAAUCUGACGGAGAAAGAAGUAGCACAUGUGAAAAUGAUUGAUGAUUUCGUGGCCGAGCUGACGAGGCUGGGGAAGUGUGCCAUGAUCAAGGCGCGACAGGAACAGCAAGCCGCCUGA